CUAAUUAUUUAAACAAUGAUAAGAUAAGGGCAUAAUAUUUGUGGGCAAAUCUAUGUUAUCACAAGUUAUCUCUAGUUUCUUCUUAUCAUAUUUUUAUUCCAACAGACUAGAGUAUCCACGGCUUAUUUCUCGAGCCGGCAAUAGUAUCACAUUCAUCAGUGGUACGAUGCGCUGGGCUACAUAUUACAAGUGACACGUUUAUAGAAUCUUGAGUUAUAUAUAGAAAAACACAUCUUAACCCUGGAUUUCAUCUGGAAAUUAAAUCAUGGAGGACGAGAAGCACGGUAAAAAAUGUGAAUAUGAUCCAAGAUGGAAUGGACCUUUAAAGGGACGUUCUUGCACCGAUUGUUUCUGCUUAAUUAUUUUUCUAGCUUUUAUGGCAGGCUGGGCUGCAGUAGGAUAUUACGCACUAAGUCAUGGCGAUACGAAUAGAUUGUUGGUGCCGACAGAUUCUGAAGGCCGGAAAUGUGGCGUCGAUUCUGAGGUCUUGGAUAGACCUUAUUUAAUAUUCUUUGACUUGACUACCUGUUUGACGGCUUCCGCUCCUUACAGUGGAUGUGAUACGCCUCAGGUCUGUCUAAAGGAAUGUCCUAAGUCUAACUACAUCUUCUCCCUGAAUAGUACUUUACCUAUAGAGGAGCUAAGGAACGUGACGAUUUGCAAAAUUGAUGUAGAUCUGAGCAGCAAAAACUUAACAGAAAUAGAAAAUUAUAUAUUGAAAAAUAAAUGCGCCAGUUGGUACCUGAGGAGCACCUCGAUUACUGGACGAUGCAUCCCUGUAACAAUUUGGGAUGAAUUUGUCAAUAUGACUAUCGAUAACGAAAAACUUUCUCAGGCGAAGGGAGUCGUGGAAGUAUUAGCGACUGCUCAGACAAUUCUUCUCAAUGCAUAUGACGACUUACUUUUUACCUGGAAGACAACGCUAGUCAUCAUUGCAAUUAGUGGAGCGCUUUCUCUAUCUUACAUUGUUUUAUUGAGAUGGCUGGCAACUCCUUUUGCAUUUCUAACCAUUUUAGGCGUAUUGGGUCUAUUCGGUUACACUACAUAUGCUUCGUAUACAUAUUAUUCGGAAAAUGGAGGACUUGGAUGGAUAAUAUUUUCUAUAUUAUGUGGAGUGAUCUUAGUUAUUAUUCUCGUGGUAGUCAUCUUCUUGCGUAGCAGGAUAUACUUGGCAUGUCAACUUAUCAAAGAAGCAAGCAAAGCAAUGACUUCUAUUUUAUCUAGUUUGAUCUUUCCAAUUAUACCAUGGAUACUGCAUCUUCUUGUACUAGCCUACACUGUGGCAGGUGGCUUUUACCUGGCAUCGAUAGGCAUAAGAAACUAUGCAGUGCAAUUUGAGAACGAUGACUCUUGUGUCUGUCCUGAUAAUCUUGGCUAUACGAAUAACUCUGUCUGUGUACCAGAUGUGUUUACAGCCAAUUGCUAUGACAGUGCCACAAACUCACCUUGCACCUCAUCUGGAUGCCACUUGAUCAGUACAGAUAAUCCCUGGUAUAUUAAUUACUUACAUGCAAUUAAUGUAGUCGCAGGAUUCUGGUUAUUCUUCUUCGUGUCAGCAUUAGGAGAAAUGAUCCUUGCUGGCACGUUUGCCACCUGGUACUGGACAUACAGAAAGGAGGAUGUGCCCUUCUUUACAAUGUCUAUCAGCAUAUGGAGAACCAUAAGGUAUCACUUGGGAACCCUAGCAUUUGGUUCAUUAAUCAUAACUAUAUGUCGAUUGAUUCGAUUACUUUUGGAAUCGAUCGACGCUAAAUUGAAAGAAUAUAAUAACAAGUUGGCCAGAGGGUGUUUGAAAUGUUGCAAAUGCUGCUUUUGGUUGCUAGAAAGUUUUUUGAAAUUCAUAAAUCGUAAUGCUUACAUUAUGUGUGCCAUACAUGGAAAAAAUUUCUUUCCCUCCGCAAGGGAUGCAUUUAAUCUCUUGAUGAGGAAUAUUAUCCGUGUUGCGGUUUUAGAUAAAAUUACAGAUUGGAUCUUGCUACUGGGAAAGAUUCUAAUUACUGGAUUAUUCAUUUGGAUUACAUGGUGGUACUAUCAAGAUUCUAAAGAAAUUAAUUAUUGGGCUGUACCAAUAUUGUUGGUAGGCGUUGGCUCCUUUUUAAUUUCUACAGUCUUCUUUACUGUACAUUCAGCAGCCGUAGACACAAUUUUUUUGUGUUUCCUUGAAGACUGCGAAAGAAAUGAUGGCUCCAGUUCAAGACCAUACUACAUGAGUAAACGACUCAUGAAACUUCUGCGGCGUUGAAUCCUAUGUACAUUCUUUUAAAUUGUCAGACGCCAUUCAUUUUCUGUAACAGAAAGUCUGCUAUUUAUUAUUUUGAUUCAUUAGGUCAGUGCUAGUCAUGGACGCACAAACAUCAAUUGUUUGAGGAGUUAGUUGUAUAUUGUAAUUUUCAAUAUUUGGAGCACAUUGAACGAGAAUAGUCGACUGUAUAUUAAUAAUUAAAAUAUUUAUCGAUUUUGUGAAUUAAAAAUAAUUCAAGAUA
This is a messenger RNA of Cephus cinctus (wheat stem sawfly), 2483 nucleotides long. It is a transcript of the gene Ctl2, whose product is annotated as CTL-like protein 2. Gene Ontology annotation, biological process: transmembrane transport. Bases 266 to 2242 code for a protein of 658 amino acids. Gene Ontology annotation, cellular component: membrane. NCBI's taxonomy places the organism in Eukaryota, Metazoa, Arthropoda, Insecta, Hymenoptera, Cephidae. The transcript is spliced from 7 exons. The record is from RefSeq and is a predicted model, not a curated record. Gene Ontology annotation, molecular function: transmembrane transporter activity.